ACUAAGGUCUAAGAGUGCUGAAUAAAUUGUAAACACAGUUUUUUUUUUUUCUCUGUAGGAUAGUUGUACACUUUCUGCAGGAAAAUGGCGACGAAAGCCGGCAUCGCCCAGUCUAGUUUGGUAGAAGGUGUUAGUGAGCAGGAGUUGAAAUCCUUGCAUGCUUUAUUCACAAAAUUGGAUUUAAACCAUGAUGGUAAAAUCGACAUGAAUGAUUUGAUCGACGCGAUGACAACGAUGCAAUUACCCCAGGUUCCUGGCCAUGCUAAGGCAUUUUUCGAAAAGUAUGACCAAGAUUCUGACGGGGAGAUAAACUUUGAUGAGUUUGUACUGUACGUGAAGGAACAUGAGAAGGAGUUAUUGUCCUUCUUUCAGAAUGUUGACACCAAUAAAGAUGGCUAUGUGGAUGCAAGUGAAAUUGUGGAAUCAUUUAAAAAGGUCGGAGUUCAGAUUGGAAAGAAAGAAGCAGAAAAGUUAUUGAAAAGAAUGGACAAAGAUGGCACCCUGAAGAUAGACUGGGAUGAGUGGAGACACUAUCUGAUCCUUACUCCUACAGAGAGUAUCCAUGACAUACUGCAUUAUUGGAGGCACUCUUCUAUUAUUGACAUUGGUGAAAAUGGUCUCGUACCAGAUGAUUUCACUGAAACCGAGCUCAAAACUGGCAUGUGGUGGCGCCACCUUGUUGCAGGUGGUGCUGCUGGUGCUGUCUCUAGAACAGCCACAGCUCCACUGGACAGACUAAAAGUUUUGUUACAGGUUCACGGUUCAAGUAAAAACAAUUUAACCAUUAGAUCUGGCUUCAAACAGAUGCUGGAAGAAGGUGGUAUCCAAUCUUUGUGGAGAGGAAAUGGCAUCAAUGUGAUCAAAAUAGCUCCAGAGUCUGCCAUCAAGUUCAUGGCCUAUGAACAGAUCAAAAGUUUAUUUAAAGGAGAAUCUAACAGAGAGAUUGGUGUUAUAGACAGACUGUUGGCUGGUUCAGCAGCUGGGGCUAUAUCUCAAACUUUAAUUUACCCAAUGGAGGUAUUAAAAACAAGGUUAGCAUUGAGGAAGACUGGCCAGUACAGUGGGAUAUUUGACUGUGCAAGGAAAGUUGCCAAGCAUGAAGGCUUUGGAAGCUUUUAUAGAGGCUAUAUCCCCAACUUGCUAGGAAUUAUCCCAUAUGCUGGAAUAGAUCUGGCAGUUUAUGAGACAUUAAAAAAGUUGUACAUGUCCAAGAACAAAGGUCAAGAUCCUGGUAUAUUAGCUUUGUUAGCUUGUGGCACCAUCAGUAGUACAUGUGGUCAACUGGCAAGUUAUCCUCUUGCUUUAGUCAGGACAAGAUUGCAAGCACAAGCUCAAUCAGGCUCUUCUAAGAAAGACACAAUGACAGGGCAGAUCAAGUAUAUAUUAAAGCAUGAUGGUCCCAAGGGCCUGUAUCGUGGCAUUGCUCCAAACUUUCUGAAGGUGGCCCCAGCAGUCAGUAUAAGUUAUGUUGUCUAUGAACAAGUGCGUAGUCUGAUGGGCAUUAAGAAUUCAUAAUUGUCCAGUGUAUCUGACCUUUUUUUUUUUUUAUUCUUGGUGUACCAUAUAUUUAACCCUAUUUGUAUACUUCAACCUUGUAGAGAUCUUUAGUCCAUCUGCACUCUUAAACUAUUCUGUGGCCAUAUUGCUGGCAUUGUAUUUAAUGAUCUCAUUCUAAGGUCCAAUGACAUGUUGACCAGGUGGAUAAAUACAUUUCGCAUGGGGUUGUUUGCCCUACUUUCUGUUUAUCUGCCUGGGAGUGACAUCUGGGCUACAACAAAUGCUUUUAACUAGAUGACUUCACAGCAACUUUGAAUAUGUUUUCAACCUAAAAUGUGUUUGCUUUAUCCAAUGUGAGCUUUUUUUUUCCCUAGUAAAUUGAUAAAGAUUAUAAUGUAAUAAAUCUAUUAUCAUUAGUUUCGUAUAAAACAUUUAUGCAUAAAAAAAUGUUAAUGUUUGUAUAUUACUUUGUUACAGAGACCAUUAAGGAACCCUGUAAAUGAGAGAUUAAUAAUGAUAGAUUAUAAAUAAUGAUAAGAUUAAUAAUGAUAGAUUAUAAAUAAUGAUGAUUUGAAUGAAGUCUUGUUGAAGACAUUGAACUAAGUUUCUUGUUUUGUACCUGCUAAAUGUUGUUACCUAUUGUCUGAUUGAUUUGUUGAGAUUCACACGAUCUUACCUGACUUCACUAACAUCUUUCACUUUAUUUGGUUGUGUAUUAUCUCAAUACAAGUUUGUGGUUAUGUACUACUGGGCUGAUAACAAUAUCUAGACAUUGAAAAUGUCUGAUAGAACUAAGUGUGGUUGUUAUAUUAAAAAAAAAAAAAAUUAAACAAAUCUUCAUUUGUCUUGGCUGAACCCACUUAUUAGCUCAUUUCUUUCUACUAGCAGUCUCAUAGCCAUGAAAUCUCAGGGCCUUGUGCUCCACUCGAUGAAGUCUUGAGAACCAUGUAGCUCAUUCAACAUUUGUAUGUCAUCUAGAUUUAAUCUAUUCAUUUGUAAGGCUCUUGUUAAUCUUUUAUCUAAAGACUAAAUGAUGAGCCUGCUCUGCCAACUGACUGGUUUAGUCUUUCUCCAUACCGUGAUAUAUGUGUGUGUUUAUAUAGGCCUACAUUACAUACAGGUUCAAAGGAUCCCAUUUCAGACCUGAAGGUUUGCAAUGUGUAUGUUGUGUAAAGUCUCUGAUAAAAAAAAAUUUUGACUGGAAAUUAUAUUGUUUUUAUUAUGUUUCAUCGAAAUUUAACUACUUUUAUGAUCUGUUUAAAACUGUUUAAUUUAACCUGACGUAAUUACAUAUGAGGUCAAUUUUGUGUACAUCUUUACUUGAUUUAAUUGAUGACUACCAAAUGUAUUUCACUUUGUCUACAUUAAAAGAUAUCUGUAAACACUGA
Biomphalaria glabrata is the source of this 2885-nucleotide messenger RNA. Its product is annotated as calcium-binding mitochondrial carrier protein SCaMC-2-like. The record is from RefSeq and is a predicted model, not a curated record. Gene Ontology annotation, biological process: transmembrane transport. Gene Ontology annotation, cellular component: mitochondrial inner membrane. Lineage: Eukaryota; Metazoa; Mollusca; Gastropoda; Planorbidae. The transcript has 10 exons. Gene Ontology annotation, molecular function: ATP transmembrane transporter activity; calcium ion binding. The coding region runs from base 85 to 1515 and encodes 476 amino acids.